GUGGCUUGUUUACUGGGGCAGAAGCUCAGAAGUGUCGACCAGCUGAACACAUCACCAAACAUCCAGUGAAGAUGCUUUGCUCAAGCACAUUUCAACCUUAUCUCAGCCCAUUCAUGGACUUCCACUGGCCAGUGCGCAGUCUCUGGCCUGAGACGAGACCUCUUUUCUUUCAGAUUGAACAAGAAAUGAUGAGACACAUGCAGGAGAUGCGGCACAACCUGGAGUUCAUGGAAUGCCUGCAUCAAAGGAUUUUCAAUGAGAUUGACCAUGUUUCACCCAUGACAACUUUCAAACCCAUCUCAUUCCAACUUGGAAAGGAAGGAAUUCACUAUGCACUGACAUUAGACACAAAGGAUUUUUCUCCUGAGGAGCUGUCUGUCAAUCAAGUGGGAAGGAAGUUGCGGGUGAGCGGCAAAACAGAGAAGAAGCAAGAUGAUGGGAAGGGAUCAUACUUGUAUAGAUGCCAAGAAUUCAGGCAAGAGUUUGACCUUCCUGAAGGUAUCAAUUCAGAGGCAGUGACCUGUGCUUUGCGUAAUGGCCAGCUACAGAUACAAGCACCUAAAGAUGCUACAUCUACCGGUAAUGAGAGAGUGAUUCCCAUUGCGUACACUCCUGCUGUCAAUAAUUCCACUCCACAGAGUCCUGUUUCUCAGAGCCUACAGCGCCAAGCAGCUGAGACAGAAUAUACAAAUAACUGAGUUUAUACUUUGUGAACACUGUCACCCACAAUGGAACAAAUGUCUCUAUGGAAAACGGAUAUAAUUUAUACUUACAAAUAGACUGAGUUGUCUUUAUCUUUAUAUGUUUUUUAAGUCACCAAGAUUUUGUAGUUUUGUAUGAACCAUUUGUUUAUUGUAAAACAGAAGACAAAAAUUCUUCAGUUCAGUUCCUUAGAAGUAUUACUAUAUUCUAUAAUGUUUUGUCAAAUUCCACGAGAUGUUCUUGUCUUGUUUCCAUCAAAUAAACAAAUAUCAACCACCACUAUUAUUACUAUUAUUAAAUUGUUAUUUCAUGAUUUUUACACAAAAUAGGAUUACAUUAUUUGUAUCCCCCAGAUAUUUUCUUUUAUUCAUAAUUUUCAACUUCACAACUUGUAAUACAUUUUCUGGGGAGUAAUGCAGUAUAUUAUAUUAUAUUACAUGAUUUAGUAUAUAUAUAUAAUCAUUAUAAAAAUAUGAAUAACUACAGCCUUGACCAACACAACAUUUGUGUUGUUUUAAAGCUUUGAAGCUGUAAUUUACAAUGCACCAUAAUUGAACAAGGGCUUUAAAAUUUGCAGAGAA
Xyrauchen texanus (razorback sucker) is the source of this 1283-nucleotide messenger RNA. RefSeq names its product heat shock protein beta-11-like. Bases 72 to 698 code for a protein of 208 amino acids. Gene Ontology annotation, molecular function: protein folding chaperone. The record is from RefSeq and is a predicted model, not a curated record. Gene Ontology annotation, biological process: protein refolding; response to heat. The transcript has a single exon. NCBI's taxonomy places the organism in Eukaryota, Metazoa, Chordata, Actinopteri, Cypriniformes, Catostomidae.